Schizophyllum commune H4-8 is the source of this 669-nucleotide messenger RNA. RefSeq lists its product as uncharacterized. NCBI's taxonomy places the organism in Eukaryota, Fungi, Basidiomycota, Agaricomycetes, Agaricales, Schizophyllaceae. Bases 181 to 525 code for a protein of 114 amino acids. The record is from RefSeq and is a predicted model, not a curated record. The transcript is spliced from 4 exons.
CGUCGCACGCCACAGCCAUCACGACGUGACUUCGCCGCACCUCGUGCUGCAGCCAUCGGCGCUUCCGCCUCGGUUCACGAGGCCCGAGACCCUCUCCAACCCCCACGCAAGUCGGUGACUGCCGGAGCGGGCGAGUUAUGCCGCCGAGGAUGAGACUGACCCCACUGCUCAGCGCUUUCGAUGCGCUCGGGCAUGUUCUCUCGAUGUAUGCCGACGACGGACGCGAUACUCGUGUUCGCCGCUGCCGCUCCACAACCUGCCGGGAGGCGGGAAAUCAUUGCGAGCGGCUUGCAGUGCACGUCCGCUUGCAGCACCGCUGCCUGCGCGCCCGAUGACGUGACCUCUACGCCGCGGGGGGACGACUGGCGGUCGUCGUCUUCACCUGGAAAUCGAUACGAUGACGACGAGCGUGCAACGAUGAGCAUAGAGCCCAGGACAGCACAAGAACGGCCAUGUCGAGCUCAACUGCGUUCGCAAGUCUUGCGGCUCCUCUCAAGAUGCACAAACUCCUCAUUUUCUUCAUGAGCCGCAUCAGGACGCCUAUAUGCGCCACGCCCGUAUGACUACAUAUGUCAUCUCGGUGAGCACACCUGUUCAGUUCAUGUUGGACUGCUAUGAAAAUGCGGCAUUCACGCACUCGUCGGUGAGCCAAACACACAUACCACGCAU